This is a messenger RNA of Phragmites australis (common reed), 692 nucleotides long. RefSeq lists its product as uncharacterized. The transcript has a single exon. The record is from RefSeq and is a predicted model, not a curated record. Lineage: Eukaryota; Viridiplantae; Streptophyta; Magnoliopsida; Poales; Poaceae. Bases 131 to 364 code for a protein of 77 amino acids.
UCAAGCCUGCCUCACAGGACACGAAAAGCGCGCACCGAGCUACAAAGUACUCGAGCAGAGAAGGAGGAGGAGAACAAGGAUCGAUCCAGGUCCAGUCAACUUGAGGAGAGGGGCUAAUCACAUAUCUGCGAUGGCGUCCAUGAUGGGAGGAGACUUCGUGGAGGCGUACGUGCUCAAGAACGCCUACAAGGAGAAGGUACGGCGCUUGGAGGCGGCCGAGGCGAAGAGCAAGAACGGUGGUGCUGGCUCUGGGGAGAAGAAGGCUGCGGGCGGCAGCUGGGGAGGAGGGCUGUUUGGGCUCAUGAACAAGAAGGUGCACCCCAAAGCGGCCGCGUCGGGUGGGUCCACUGGAGCUUCUUCUUGAUUCAGCUCUGCUUCCACCAUUGCCGAACAAUCGGUCAUGCUGAGACGAAGGAGGAAUUAUUGGAGCAGACAAGCUUGCAAGCAUUAUACGCAACUACUCGUUUGGUUAGUAGUAAUAUGAGAUUAGAUGCCUCGAAAUAGAAGUACGGCUAGUUGCAGCGCUGGGGAUUUUCGGCCAACGUUCUGCUAGGGUUUUGUAAUUUCAUCUUCCUUUCUUUCUUGCUUGACAACGAGUGUGUAACUCGCGUGAUGUCAUGUAAUUUCAUUUGUUACUCGAUGUGAUUACGUGAAAUGACAAAAAAAAUGAUGCGUAGAAAUUCCGUCCUGAA